CCCAGUUAAAUCGCACAAUAAGAUAUGUGGAGAGAAGGGACGUAGACCUUACCCUUACUUGAAUCCCACAAGUUAAAUGAUUCAUAGUUUAAAAAGGAAAAACACAACAAUGAUUAUUUGCUUGAGUCCAAUGUUAUUUAUUUGUUGGGCAUGUCCGGCAUGUCUUCUACUAUAAAGUCUAUAGUACAUUCAUACAUCUCCAAUUUGAAACUUGCAAAAGGUUCUUGAAGACUCUUCAUUGCUGCUCUGAAACUGCAAAACAUCAUGAAGUACAAAAAAAAUGGUUCACUAAAAAGGAAUCGCAUGAAUUAUUUUACAAAUCUUACGGAAUUUGAAGAUGGUGGAGGUGAAGAUUUUGAGGUGAUUGCCGAGGAUAUUAUCUCUGACGACAAGGAGGAGAACGAGGUCAUCGUCAUCGACAGCGACGAUGAUGGUGCCGAUGUUGCCCCGGUCAGAGAGAAGGAGGUAAUCGACCUUACCUCGGAUGAAGAUGAUGUUUUUGAUCUUGGUAGCGAUGAGGUUGAGUUCCUGGGAGACAGUGAUACUCAUGAUUCCGGGCUCCAGGAAAUGUGGACAAGAAAAGAAAAAAGAAGAAAGGAAAAUGAAGAAGAGGAAAGUAGACAUCACCAUACCUUUGACUCUAGAUUUGAAACUGCCCUUCUACUCAUGGACACCGCCACCUCUUCUUCUCCAAAUCUGAAGUCCAGCCCUUCUACUCGGGUAACACUGCCACCCCUUCACUCUAGAUUGAAAGCCGACCCUUCUCCUUUUAAAUCUAAAUCUUUCCCUUCUACUCUACUCAGUCAAUGUCACCACCCUUUUUCCUCUAGAUUCGAAGUCGCCCUUUUUCCUCCACAUCGGAUCCCAUCCAUUCCCCUACAUACCUGUCGCCACCUAGACAGUGGUGCUCUUCCACCGGAAGAUCUGAUGAAGAAAGAGAAACAGGGUUUGGGAGGUCUGACUAAGAAAGUGGGGGCCCUGACCAAGAACAAGAAAUUUGGGAGGAAGAAGAAGGGGGAGUGGGGUUGACGGAAAAAGAAAGAACAAAGUAAUGAAGAAGAUGGGAGAGAGAGGGGGGCGGUGAAAAAGAAAAGAAGAAAUUGGGGAAGAAGAAUAGGAAGGGUGUGGGGAAGGGUUGAGGAAAAAAGAAGAAAUUGGGUGGGUGUAG
Cuscuta campestris is the source of this 1168-nucleotide messenger RNA. Lineage: Eukaryota; Viridiplantae; Streptophyta; Magnoliopsida; Solanales; Convolvulaceae. The record is from the annotation of a GenBank genome assembly.